UCCUGAAUCCUGAUAACUUCUUUGGACCAUUCUUAAAACGAGUGGCUGUCUUCUUGACCCGAAUCAUCUGAAAAAAGGUAAGGGAAGGGAGCCAUGGCCCCAAAAAUUCAUCACCAAGAAACUAACCAUGGCCACCGCUUUAUCUCUCUCUAGUUCCUCUCUCUGGCACCACUACUGCAAACCCACUUCAAGAAUCGCCUUGGGCUUCAAACUCAAAUCCACACUAUCAACCACAAUCACCAUGUCAGCUGCCCCCGGCACCACCACAAAGGUUUUGCCCGCUGUUAUAGUAGGCGGCGGGCGAGUGGGGAAAGCCCUUCAAGACAUGGGCAAUGGCGAAGAUGUGUUAGUGAAGAGGGGCGAACCGGUCCCCCUUGACUUUCCCGGUCCCAUCUUGGUCUGUACCAGAAAUGAUGAUCUUGAAGCAGUACUAGAAGCCACCCCCAAGUCUCGUUGGAGCGAUUUGGUAUUUUUCCAGAACGGAAUGCUGGAGCCAUGGUUCCAAAGCAAAGGUCUUGGUGAUGCCGACCAAGUUUUGGCAUACUUUGCAGUAGCUAAACUUGGUGAGCCCCCUACCGAUGGUAAAACCGAUACAAACCCCGAAGGCUUAACAGCAGCUUAUGGGAAAUGGGCAUCUGCAGUUGCUUCAAGAUUACUUGCUGGAGGCCUUUCUUGCAAGGUCCUUGACAAAGAGGCAUUCGAGAAGCAAAUGUUGGAAAAACUUAUAUGGAUAUGUGCAUUCAUGCUUGUUGGAGCUCGCCAUCCCGGAGCAACUGUUGGUGCUGUUGAAAAGGAAUACCGCUCUGAGGUAUCAAGCCUUAUUGCUGAGCUAGCAGCAGCUGCAGCUGCAGAGAAAGGCGUAGUGUUUGAAGAAGCUAUGGAGGAUAGGCUAUGCGCUUACUCACGGGCAGUUGCCCACUUCCCAACAGCCGUUAAGGAGUUCCAAUGGAGAAACGGUUGGUUCUAUGCGCUGUCGGAGAAGGCACUUGCUGCAGGAAAGCCAGAUCCAUGUCCAUUACACACUGCAUGGCUCAAGGAAAUAAAAGUUGUAUAGAAUAUAAUUGUGUGCUUUGAUAUAGAGCUGCAAUUUCCUGUGAUCUUUGAGGAUGUAAAUUUGAAGUUUGAUCUUUGGAAGAAUAAGAAUGAAGACUAAGGUCCUCUUUGGUAAA
Ipomoea nil (Japanese morning glory) is the source of this 1169-nucleotide messenger RNA. RefSeq lists its product as uncharacterized. Lineage: Eukaryota; Viridiplantae; Streptophyta; Magnoliopsida; Solanales; Convolvulaceae. The coding region runs from base 128 to 1054 and encodes 308 amino acids. The transcript is spliced from 5 exons. The record is from RefSeq and is a predicted model, not a curated record.